This is a messenger RNA of Oryza sativa Japonica Group (Japanese rice), 2127 nucleotides long. The record is from RefSeq and is a predicted model, not a curated record. NCBI's taxonomy places the organism in Eukaryota, Viridiplantae, Streptophyta, Magnoliopsida, Poales, Poaceae.
AUGUCUCUCACUCUCACUCGCAGGGACGCAGGCAACAUAGCCUUAGCUAAUGAUGAAGGAUUUGCUGGAUGGGCCCCCGUGCCGCUCCAGGGGCAGGGGCGACACGGGCGGCGACCACCGCCGCCUUCCUCCCUCCUCCACCUCGCCGCCGCCCGAGCAGACCGCCGGAAACCGCGUGGCUGCGAGGAAGGCGGCGGCGGGGCCUUCCUUCUCCCUCGAGGGCGCGGGUCGGUGCCCACGACCCCGACCAGUUGGGGGCGGCGACGGUGCGGCGGCAUCGGCGUCGGCGUCAGGGCGUUGGGCUGGGCGCGCGGAGGCGACAGGGUGCGGAACAGCUGGGCGGAGGCGGCUUGGUGCGGAACGGCGGCGGCGGCGCCGGAUUUGGCGUCCCUCGCCAGAUCCGGCGGUCCGGUCUCCUCCCGGGACGAUGGUGGCACCCAAGGAGGCGGGGAAGGGAGAUGCAGGCGGCGGGAAAGGUGGAGCAGCGGCAACGCGCGUCGCCUCUCCAGAUCCGGGCUGGGGGAGUGGUCGGCGCCGAGGAGGUGCGGAGACCGGCAGGCAGAGGCAGCGUCACGGUGGUCAGGCGACAACAGCGGCGGCUCGCUCCCGCCGUGGUCGCGGCGCCGCCGUCGGUGUCUGUCAAGCGUUGGUGUUGGCUUCGGUAAUGCUGCGGCGGCGCGCUCUAGCUGGUCAUCCCCUGUACCUGGCUGGAUCUGGCCGUCCGCGGCCGGAUCCAUCGCCUCCACGCCGAAUGGCAGCUGGUCGGCGGGACGGCUGCGUGUGGACGGCAAGCGCGGCGGCGGCUCGCUGGCGGCCAGCCUCCUGCUCGGCAGGGGGCUUCUGCCGGUGGUGGGUCUUGUCGUUGUUGAUGGGCGGCGAUGUGCGGAUGUGGAAAUGGCAGGACGACGGCUUGUGCUGGCGUGAAGCAGGAAUGGGGCUUGAUGUCCGUGACGGUGACUUCCUCAUUGUCGGCCGAGUGUUCUCCCUCUCUUCGGUUUCCCCCCUUGGCCGGACCCUUUUCUAGUCAUGGGGAAUGCUAGGGGGAGGGCGGAGGCUCCGGCUUGCUGUAGAAGUUUGUGGCGGAUAGAUGGCGUUUCGAGGGUGGCCAAGGGCCCGUCUUGCCAUUGGUUACAAUCAAGGUAUGAUUGCUUCUAAGACGUCAUGAACUAUUCUGCGGCCAUCGAUGUGGGGGUGCUUGUAUGGGUGAUGUGAAGAUGCUGGCGAAAGCCUUGCCGUGCUUUUGGCGGGUUCGACAACGACGGCGCCCGUGGGUGUCGUUUCCCUCCUUGGAGGCGUUGUCAUGGCACUCUUUCAUAUCCUCACAAAUCUCUCCAGGUGAAAACCUUGUUCCGAUUUUCGGACGAGUGGCGGCGGCGUCACGCGUCGUAUCCUCCUUGGGGGCGUCGCUUCGGAGAAGUUCCAAUGCAUCGAUGACUAUUGAUGGUCCUUUUCGGUUCAAUAGCUUUCAUAUUUUGUGUUCGGCGAGGCUUCGCCUUCUUGGGUCCGCUUCUUUCUUGUGGUGGGCGACACGCUCUUCGGUUGUUUCUGCUGAUGAAGUCGAAGUUGCUCACUGAUGGGGUGCGGCGACGCUUGGCAACGAUGACAUGUUGCAGUCUCUUCCAAGGAGUUCUGGUGCUGGCCGUGUGAAGGAAGUGGCUCCUCAGUGGCUUGGCUGAUGUCUAUUGUUGGAUGCCGGAGCCGCUUUUCGCUUUGGCGAUUUUCGUCUUCAGUGUUGUUGCGGUUGUGAAGUCGGCGCUACUAGGUCGCUGGGGCGGCUAGCUCGGCAACGAUAACACCUCUUCUGCGAUGUGGAAGCUGUUGUGUCGCUUUUGUGUUUAGCUUUGUGGCGACGUCCUGCGAUUGGGCUCCGCCGUCGUUGUUAGUUGUGUAGCGGUGGGUUUGUAAUUAACCGUGCAGUUGUAUGAUUUUUGGGCCUAGUUUUCCUUAUAAACUGGGCCAAUUCUUUUCUUCUAAAUAUAAAAGUGUGGAACUAAGUUCCGCCUUAGGUUUUAAAAAAAAAAGAUAACUGCUAGUGGGUAGCAUGAGAGGUGGAUCGAUCUGAUGGAAAUAGCAAAAGGUAGAGACCCGGACCUGGAUAGAUUUUAGUGGUCCAAACAUUCUCUUUCA